ACGUGUAAAAUCCUAACCGAGCAUUAUUAUCACACAAACGCGCAAUUGCGGAGUAUCGCUGUAUCGCAGCACACACACACACACUCAUAGAAACACUGCUUCAGGAUUUCUGUAUAUAUGCUCGAGCUCAAAAAACGGGGUCGAAACGCGGGAAUGAAAUAGAAAAACGCAAGUGUUUUGGAGCACGAUAUUCAAUUGGGAUCCAGACUAUGAGCCUGUUUUAGUAAUCAAAUAUUUGUGAAGAAUGUUCAAUCAAAGUACAGCAUUGGCUACACCAGCCACUACUACUUCAAAUCCUAUGAAGGAUUUUGAAGUAGUGUCACCACCAGAUGAUUCCAUAUCAAGCUUAGCGUUUAGUCCAGCCACUAUUCCGCAAAACUUCCUUGUGGCUGGAUCUUGGGAUUGCAAUGUUAGAUGCUGGGAGGUAGAACAAACCGGAAAGACUGUCCCCAAAUCAAUGCAGAGUAUGACGGGACCCAUUCUAGAUGUCUGCUGGAGCGAUGAUGGAACAAAAGUUUUUAUGGCAUCAUGUGAUAAAAUGGUCAAAUGCUGGGAUUUGGCUUCUAAUCAAACCAUUCAAGUAGCAGCUCAUGAUGCACCAGUCAAAACUUGUCAUUGGGUAAAAGGUUCAAAUUACACUUGCUUGAUGACAGGCUCAUGGGAUAAAACUUUGAAAUUCUGGGACACCCGAACUCCAAACCCAAUGUUGACCAUUAAUUUACCAGAAAGAUGCUAUUGUGCAGAUGUAGAUUAUCCUAUGGCUGUAGUAGGAACAGCUGGACGAGGAUUGAUAGUUUAUCAGUUAGAAGGAACUCCACAUGAAUAUAAACGAAUUGAGUCUCCAUUAAAAUAUCAGCAUAGAUGCGUUGCCAUAUUCAGAGAUAAGAAAAAGGUGCCAACGGGAUAUGCCUUAGGUAGUGUGGAAGGUCGUGUUGCUAUUCAAUAUGUGAACCCAACAAAUCCAAAAGAUAACUUCACAUUUAAAUGUCAUCGUUUGAACGGCGCGCCAAACGGCUAUCAAGAUAUUUAUGCGGUCAAUGACAUUGCCUUCCAUCCCGUUCACGGAACUUUAGCUACGGUAGGAAGUGAUGGUACUUUUAGCUUUUGGGAUAAAGAUGCACGUACAAAACUAAAGCCCUCUGAACCUAUGGAGCACCCUAUCACUCGUUGCUGUUUUAACCACAAUGGUCAAAUCUUUGCUUAUUCCGUAUCUUAUGAUUGGUCGAAAGGCUACGAAUUUUACAAUCCAAUGAAGAAAAAUUAUAUUUUCCUUCGAUCUUGCUAUGAUGAAUUGAAACCCAGGAAUACAUCGUGAUCAGUAAUAAAAUAUUGUAUUAUUUAUAUUAAAAAGUGUAAAACUUACUGCAGUAAAAACAUCCAAAAUAAUAAAUUUUUUAAAUAGUUUUGAGUAUUGUUCAAAAUGAUUUACUUCUCAGCAAUAUUGAGUUAUUAUAUACAGAAGGAAUUCACAACAAAAACAAAAUUUUGGUUUUGAAAAGAGCAUAUUAAAAUCAAUGUAAUUAUAAAUGAAUACAUUAUUAGAAUACAAUGAAUACAAUUAUUAGAAUUAUUAAA
This is a messenger RNA of Nasonia vitripennis (jewel wasp), 1575 nucleotides long. It is a transcript of the gene Rae1, whose product is annotated as mRNA export factor. Lineage: Eukaryota; Metazoa; Arthropoda; Insecta; Hymenoptera; Pteromalidae. Gene Ontology annotation, molecular function: RNA binding; ubiquitin binding. The transcript has 7 exons. Gene Ontology annotation, cellular component: nuclear pore. Gene Ontology annotation, biological process: transcription-dependent tethering of RNA polymerase II gene DNA at nuclear periphery; RNA export from nucleus. Bases 245 to 1315 code for a protein of 356 amino acids. The record is from RefSeq and is a predicted model, not a curated record.